AUGAGUUUAUCUCAGAUUCAGGAUCAAAUUGAUGCUAAUGGUAUGGAUGAUCAACUUUAUGCUUUGGAGGCUGAUGCCAAGACAGCCCUAUUUAAGGCCAUGGAAAACCAUGAAAAAAUUUGGGCUAAAAAGGCAAAGAUUAGAUGGUUGAAAUUUGGUGUUAGAAACUCUAAAUUCUUCCAUCUCUCUGCUAAAAUUAGGAGGAAUAAGAAUAUCAUUAGAUUUCUUAAGAACCAGGAUAGGUCCACGGUUGAAGAGAUAAAGAGAGCAGUGUGGGAGCUUGACCCAGACAGCUUGCUUGGUCCAGACAGUUUCCCUGGGGCUUUCUUCAGAAGAUGUUGGCAUAUUGUGGAAAGAGAAGUUAGCAAUGCAGUGAGAUAUUUUUGCAGCUCGAGUUUCAUGCCUAAGGAGGUCAAUAACAAUUUCCUUGUUUUGAUCCUGAAGUGGUUGGAGCUACUUCUUCUCAGAUUGAUCUCUGAAGAGCAACGUGCUUUCCAGAAGGGGAAGUUGAUCCAUAAUAAUAUUAGCGUGGUGUCAGAGCUUGCAAAUAUUAAGUUCUCGUCCACUAGAGGAGGGGGUUUGGGCCUACAAAUAGACACCAAAAAAGCUUAUGACACAAUUUCCUGGAAUUUUAUUGGAUGGCUUCACCAAAUCAUAAUAUCUACUAAGAUAUCAAUUCUUGUUAACGGAGGGCCGCACGGGUUCUUUGGUGUGGAGCGCGGUCUUAGACAAGAAGACCCGAUAUCGCCAAUGCUGUCUAUAAUUGCAGAAGAAGUGCUCUCUCAAGGGUUGACGAGGCUGAUCCAGAUGAAUCAGAUGAAGCCAAUCCAAGGAUCAAGAGGUGUUGACUCCAGGGCAUAUUCUGGUUGCUGA
Molecule: messenger RNA, 873 nt
Organism: Macadamia integrifolia
Lineage: Eukaryota; Viridiplantae; Streptophyta; Magnoliopsida; Proteales; Proteaceae
Exons: 3
Coding region: 1-873 (290 amino acids)
Source: RefSeq, a predicted model, not a curated record